Loa loa (African eye worm) is the source of this 1299-nucleotide messenger RNA. RefSeq names its product DNA damage-inducible protein 1. Bases 70 to 1299 code for a protein of 409 amino acids. NCBI's taxonomy places the organism in Eukaryota, Metazoa, Nematoda, Chromadorea, Rhabditida, Onchocercidae. Gene Ontology annotation, molecular function: protein binding; aspartic-type endopeptidase activity. Gene Ontology annotation, biological process: proteolysis. The record is from RefSeq and is a predicted model, not a curated record. The transcript is spliced from 8 exons.
UCAAAAUUUCAGUCUUACGAAUCGAAUAUAUUAAGAAGUGACGGGUGUGCCUCUCUGCGUCUACCUGGAAUGAAGGUCACAGUGGCAUGCGAUUUGACUGGUGCAAAUGUAUUUCCAUUAGAAGUAAACGGCGAUAUGGAAAUGGAAAAUUUUUUGGCGCUUUGCAAAUUUGAAAUUUCUGUCUUGAAUGAUAUACCGAUGUCGCAGUUGAGCAUCAUUCAUAAUGGACAUACAAUAAAUGUGAAUGCAAGCAAUUUGAAAACAACUUUGAAUGAUUGGAAAAUAUAUGACAAUAAUAUAAUUGUUCUGGUAGCAAAUGUACCAACAACAUCUUCCAAACGACCUCAGUAUCCCAAUGCUCUGGUUGCUGAUUUAGUAAAGUCAAUAAGGGUGCCGCAGGACAGCAUGCGUCAUGACAUCAGUGAUCUGAAAGUUAAUGAACUUGCGCAGCUUCGUGUACUGUUCGAUGAACUUAGGAAUAACGUGGAGCGUCGUGAUCGUCUGCGUAAUGUUGUACCAAAUUUAAUUGCUGCAGUCGAAAAAAAUGAUUUCGAUAUGUUUAAAAUGAAAUAUAUUGCUGAACGAGAAAGUGCCUUUGCUCGAGAACGAGCAAUGCUUGAUCCAACAAGUGCCGAAGGACAGCGAUUGAUUGCUGAACAGAUCCAACGUGAAAACAUUGACUUUUCACACCAGUUCGCAAUGGAACAUAUGCCCGAAGCUUAUAUACCUGUCUUAAUGUUGUACAUCAAAAUGAAAAUAAAUGGAGUCGAAGUAAAAGCAUUCGUGGAUUCAGGAGCACAAGUGUCCAUAUUAUCUGAUUCCAUUGCGCAGCGUUGUAAUUUGAUGCGCCUAGUGGAUAAGAGGUUUCAAGCAACAGUGCAUGGAGUUGGUGGCGCUCAACAAUUAUUGGGAAAAAUACACGCAUGCCAAGUUCAAGUUGAAGAACAGUUUUUCUCAUGUAAUUUCGAUGUUCUGGCAAAUCGUGAUAUUGAUGUUCUGCUUGGCCUCGAUAUUCUUAAACGACACCGUUGCGUCAUCGAUUUACAAAACAAUUGUUUGCGAUUCGGCAAAUCAGCAGUUACACAUUUCCUACCAGACUCUGAAGUUCCACAAAGAAAUCUGGAACGAGUCGGGACUACAAAUGCUACUAAUGCAAAUGCAGAAGUGGACAGCGCAAAAUUGGCUUCACUGAUGGCACUUGGUUUUGAGGAAGGAGCAGCCCGUGCAAUGCUUAUACAAUGUGGAAAUGAUGUUGAAGCGGCGGCUGCAAAUUUAUUAGCCAGGCAAUCAACGCUGUGA